Molecule: messenger RNA, 1700 nt
Organism: Cryptomeria japonica (Japanese cedar)
Lineage: Eukaryota; Viridiplantae; Streptophyta; Pinopsida; Cupressales; Cupressaceae
Product: purple acid phosphatase 22
Exons: 6
Coding region: 155-1435 (426 amino acids)
Molecular function (GO): metal ion binding; acid phosphatase activity
Source: RefSeq, a predicted model, not a curated record
UCAAUCACCUUAUCUUGCGUUUCAAACAGAGCCACAAGAGUCGUCGUAUAUCCACGCGAAUAUUACUUGGCGAAAUUGAUAAAUAUCGAUUGUAAUCAGACACAUACUUAGUUUCUCAAGAUCUUGUCCCUGUAUCAGAUUUUCACAGUUAACUAUGGCCAUGUAUAAAUUCUUCUGUUUAUGUUUAUUUGCAGUCGCAGCAAAUGCAGAUCUCACUGCCAAGGUUCCUCAGCAGGUGCAUAUAAGUCUGGUCGGAAGUGAGCACAUGAGGGUUUCAUGGAUUACAGAGGAUUCUGAUGCGCCCUCACUGGUGGAGUAUGGAACAUCUUCAAGACAGUAUACUUCCUCUGCAACUGGAGAAAGCACUUCCUACUCUUAUUUUUUAUAUAAAUCUGGUAAAAUUCAUCAUACUGUGAUCGGACCUCUGGUAGCAAAUACAGUCUACUAUUACCGUUGUGGCGGAAUUGGGGCCGAGUAUAAUUUCAAAACUCCUCCGUCAAAUUUCCCCAUUUCUUUUGCAAUUGUUGGUGAUCCGGGACAAACAAAUUACACAAAGUCGACCUUGGAGCAUGUGAAAAAGAUGGAGCAUGACGUUUUCCUACUUCCAGGAGACCUUUCGUAUGCGGAUACAAAUCAGCCUCUGUGGGACACGUUCGGCGAGCUGGUUGAGCCUCUGGCGAGCCGCAGGCCAUGGAUGAUUACGGAAGGAAAUCAUGAGAUUGAGACGAUUCCGAUAAUAAUGAACCACGCAUUCAGAGCAUACAACGCCAGAUGGAGAAUGCCGUAUGAACAGAGCGGCUCGAGUUCGAAUCUCUACUACUCCUUUGAUAUUGCCGGAGUACAUGUCCUAAUGCUGGGCUCUUACAUAAACUUUGUGAAGGAUUCAGAGCAGUAUAAAUGGCUCCAGGGAGACCUUGAAAGAGUGGAUAGAGGGAGAACACAGUGGGUGAUAGCGUUGCUUCAUGCGCCAUGGUACAAUACGAAUACUGCUCACCAGGGAGAAGGAGAAGAGAUGAGAAAAGCCAUGGAAGAACUUCUUUAUGCUGCCCACGUGGACCUGGUUUUUGCGGGUCACGUGCACGCGUACGAACGCUUUACUCGAGUGUAUGACAACAAGGCUGAUGCCUGUGGACCCAUUCACAUUACAAUAGGAGAUGGCGGCAACCGUGAAGGCCUUGCUUCAAAGUUUAAGACACCAAAAUCCGAGUUGUCUUUAUUUAGAGAAGCAAGUUAUGGACAUGGAGAACUCCAGAUAUUCAAUGCAACACAUGCGUAUUGGUCAUGGCAUCGUAAUCAGGAUGACGAACCUGUUAUCUCAGACUCUAUUUGGGUUGAGAGUUUAAGCAGUUCAACAAAUUGUUCUUGCACAUCUCAACAAGUAUCAGUUUCUAUGGGCCAUGCCAACUCUAUCAAUGGACAAUGUAGAGCACUCUAAAGAAAAAAUUAACACCAAGAACAAUCAAACAUAGAUAAUGAUGUACAUGAGAGUUUUCUAUUACAUAUUUAUGAUAUAGUUAGUAUAAUAUUAAAUAAAUAACAAUUUCUUUUAGUAUUUUUCUUAUAAAUAGUUGUUGAGUCAAUCAAGAAAGCUUGUAAAAAAAAAAUCAAAAGACUUUAUAAGUCAACAUAAUGUAAUGUAAAAUCAAUGUGAAAAUCUCAAUUCAAUGAAUAUAAUAUUGAUGAAAUUCUUAUUGUCUACA